AUGGUUAAUCCUAUUAAGAAAGUAAAGAUUGUCAAGAAACGUAUUAAACCUUUUAUAAGGCAUCAAUCAGAUAGAUAUAAAUCUGUAAAGGUAGCGUGGAGAAAACCAAAAGGUAUUGACAAUCGUGUUAGGCGAAGAUUUAAAGGGCAGAUUCCAAUGCCAAAAAUUGGUUACGGAUCGAAUAAAAAAACUCGACAUUUAAUGCCAAAUGGAUUUAAGAAAUUCUUAGUAUAUAACGUUAAAGAAUUGGAAUUAUUGCUUAUGCACAACAAAACAUUUGCAGCUGAAAUUGCGUCAAAAGUCAGCUCUAGAAAAAGAAUUUCAAUUCUUGAGAGAGCUCAACAAUUGAAUAUUAGGGUUACCAAUUCUAAAGCUCGUGUUAGAUCUCAAGAGGUUGACUAA
Messenger RNA from Entrophospora sp. SA101, 402 nucleotides. The record is from the annotation of a GenBank genome assembly. Lineage: Eukaryota; Fungi; Glomeromycota; Glomeromycetes; Entrophosporales; Entrophosporaceae.